Messenger RNA from Hansenula anomala, 2206 nucleotides. It is a transcript of the gene ENP2, whose product is annotated as ribosome biosynthesis protein ENP2. Gene Ontology annotation, biological process: maturation of SSU-rRNA from tricistronic rRNA transcript (SSU-rRNA, 5.8S rRNA, LSU-rRNA). Lineage: Eukaryota; Fungi; Ascomycota; Saccharomycetes; Phaffomycetales; Wickerhamomycetaceae. The transcript has a single exon. Bases 1 to 2094 code for a protein of 697 amino acids. Gene Ontology annotation, molecular function: protein binding. Gene Ontology annotation, cellular component: 90S preribosome; nucleolus; nucleus. The record is from RefSeq and is a predicted model, not a curated record.
AUGUUGCACGUUACUAGAGCAGGAGAUAUCUCAGUGUAUCAAGUUUCCGGUGCAAAUGUUUCAAGAUCAUUACCAGACUGGAUUGCUAAAAAGCGUAAAAGAUCUUUAAAGAAUGAUUUAGAUUAUCAAAAUAGAAUUGAAUUAGUUCAAGAUUUUGAAUUUAGUGAAGCUUCAAAUAAGAUCAAAGUUUCUCCAGAUGGUAAUUUCAUCAUGGCUACUGGUACUUAUAAACCUCAAAUCCAUGUUUACGAUCUUGAGAAUAGUUCGUUGAAAUUUGCUAGACAUACUGAUACAGAAAAUGUUGAUUUUGAAAUAUUAUCAAAUGAUUGGACCAAGUCUGUUCAUUUGCAAAAUGAUAGAAGCAUAGAAUUCCAAAAUAAAGGUGGGAUGCAUUAUAAAACAAGGAUACCAAAAUUUGGUAGAAAUUUAGCAUACAAUUCAGUCAACUGUGAUUUAUACAUUUCUGCAAGUGGGAAUGAAUUAUACAGAUUAAAUUUGGAUCAAGGAAGAUAUUUGAAUCCAUUUGUAUUGGAUAUAGAUCCAGAAAAGGGGUCAGGUGCAAACCACGUUAGUUUCAAUAAUGUUAAUGGUCUAAUAUCAGUAGGGUUAGAAGAUGGAACUGUUGAAUUUUGGGAUUCAAGAGCAAAAUCAAAGAUUGCCAAAUUAUCAUUACCUUCAUCAAACGCACUUACUAAUAACUUCCAAAUAACAACUACAGCUUUCAAAAAUGAUGGGUUAGGCUUUGCAUGCGGUACCUCAAAUGGUUAUUCUUAUCUAUAUGAUUUAAGAAGUUCAAUCCCAACAUUAGUUAAAGAUCAAGGUUAUGGAUUUGAUAUCAAAAAAAUCACAUAUCUUAAUGAAAAUCAAUUCUUAGCAACAGAUAAAAGAAUUGCUAAAAUUUAUAAUGUUAAUGAUGGUAAAGUUUAUGCUUCAAUGGAACCAAGUGUUGAUAUUAAUGAUAUUGAUUAUAUUCCAGAUUCUGGUAUGUUUGUCACAGCUAAUGAAGGUAUUCAAAUGCACAUGUAUUAUAUACCGAACUUGGGACCAGCUCCAAAAUGGUGUUCAUACUUGGAUAAUUUCACAGAAGAAUUGGAACAAAAACCAACAGAUUCAAUUUAUUCAAAUUACAGAUUCAUCACAAAGGAAGAUGUUUCAAAAUUAAAUAUUGCCCAUUUAGUUGGUACAAAGGUUUUAAGAAGUUAUAUGCAUGGGUUCUUUAUCAAUACUGAACUUUAUGAUAAGGUUAAUUUGAUUGCUAAUCCUAAUUCAUACAAGGAUGAAAGAGAAAGAGAAAUUAGAAAAAGAAUCGAGAAAGAAAGAGAAUCAAGAAUUAGAACAACUGGUGCUGUUAAAAAGACUAAAGUUAAAGUUAAUAAAGAUUUGGUUGAUAAAUUAACCAAGAAAUCUGGUUCUAAAGCUACAGAAGGUAUUGUUAAUGAUGAUCGUUUCAAAGAAAUGUUUGAAGAUCCAGAAUUCCAAGUUAAUAAAGAAUCCUUUGAAUAUAAACAACUUAACCCUGUGGAGUCUACUACUGAUUCUACUACUUCAAAACGUUCUAGAGCCUUAACAGCUGCUGAAGAAUCAGAUGAAGAAAGAAUCAACGGUGGUGAUAGUGAUUCUGAAAAAUCUGAAAGUGAAGAAAGUGAAUCUGAAAGUGAAUCAGAAUCAGAAGAUGAAGAUGAAGAACAAUUAGAUAAACUACAACAAUUAAAGAUCAAGAAACAACUGGAAGCAGUAAAGAGAAAGAAGGAAGCUAGAGAUAAAUCCGAUAAAUUCUUGAAUGAAAUGAGAACUUAUGCAACUGAUAAUAAUUCAAAUGCUGAAAAGAAUCAAGUUUCAUUCGAUAAACAAUUGGCAAAAUUGAGAAAUAAGGAAGAGAGAGAAAAUUUUGUCAAGAAGAAUGAAGUUCUACAUAGACAUGCUAGAGGUGAAGCUGAAUUAACUUUUAUCCCAAAGAAAUCUGAAAAGAAGAAGGUUUCAUUUAGACGUGAAAGUGAUGAUGAGAAUGGUGAUGGUGAAUCUAAACAUGGUAGAACCAGACAAAGAUUUGAAGGUCGUAGAAGGGCCAGUAAAAAUGCAUUCCGUGGUAUGUGAUUUAGGGAUAUAUUAUAUACAACAUUUAAUUUCUGUAUUUACAUGUAUUAUCGUCUAUUUACACUCUAAAAACCUUCUUUUUCACCGAGAACACUAGCAAUUGCAACUUCAG